CCGAUGUGGGACUAAAUGAACGAUCGUUUUGCUCCUGGGCAGUGCUCCUCGACGCCACCGUCGGGGCGGGGACGGGGUACUCGCAGGCGCGCUACUACACCUCGCUGGGGUUCUUCGUGCUGUCCGUGCCGGGGCUCUGGUUGCUCAUCAAGCGCUCCGUCAAGUCCAAGGAUGUAUGCCCUGGCGUAGUGGUAAAGCUGCACGAGGUCACGGGUUCAAGUCCUGGAAACAGCCUCUUACAGAAAUGUAGGGAAAGACUCACUUCGCAAGGGCUCUGCGAUGAGGCUUAACGGUUUGGAGCGAAACCUGAUGCCAGGAAUAGAAGACGCCUUGAUGAAGGAUUCGCCCAAGGCUUCCUCCUUGGAGGUGGAAAAACCUUCCCUUGGUGACAGCGAGGGGCCCACGCUUGCAGGGAAGAAAAGGAAGGAUGUUCCUGGGCGCGAGAAUGGCGGCGUGGCGAAGAGGGUGCUCAGGUCGGAGAGAUGCUGAGCCUGAGGGUGAAGCCGCCGCCGUGGAUGUUAGCGAGGGUGACAGUUUGGAGAAGGCUGACUGUGAGGCUACUGUGGGUGACAGUUUGGAGAAGACUGACUGUGAGGCAACUGCGGGUGACAGUCAGGAGAAGACCAACUGUGAGGCUGUUGCAGAGGAAGGCAGAAGCGGGGUGCAGGCAGUUGAUGCUUGUAAAGAUGAUGAGCAAAUGGAUGAUGCUCCAGUGAAAGUCAAUAAUGCUAUAGAAGUGCCAGCUAAGUGUUCUGAAAAUAAUGUGGAAAGUGCCGGCAUUGCUGAAGAGAACGGCUCGGAUAACCAAAAAAGCAAUUUUGAAUCUGAUGAUAAGAAAGAGAAGGCAUACGAGAAGAUUUACUCUGCAACUCAGGAGGAGGAGAAUGUGUCCUUCUACUUCAGCUCAGUCUUCCCAGCAAGUUAGUUUUUUCUCCAAACGAUAGACUCAGCUGGUUUCACUUGUGCAGAACCAUUCAUUAAGAAUCCCCUGGAAAGCAACAGGAGUAAAUUAAAGGUGCAGAGCUACCAAAUUAAUCUGACAAUGCUGCAUCUUUCUUACCAUCUUAUUAUUUACAGUCUGUGUACUCUUAAGAUCCAAAGUAAUCAACCAAAGUAUCUCAC
This is a messenger RNA of Triticum aestivum (bread wheat), 1122 nucleotides long. RefSeq lists its product as uncharacterized. NCBI's taxonomy places the organism in Eukaryota, Viridiplantae, Streptophyta, Magnoliopsida, Poales, Poaceae. The transcript is spliced from 3 exons. The record is from RefSeq and is a predicted model, not a curated record. The coding region runs from base 428 to 925 and encodes 165 amino acids.